AGAUGGCACCACUGCACUCCAGCCUGCCGACAGAGCGAGCCUCCACCUCAGGAGCAGACACACAAAAAACCACGGUAUGUAUUCUUCCCCCAAAGCCUCCGAGAGCCGCCAGGACUCCGCCGUGAGUUUGACGGGCACCAGCGGCAGCAACAGCAUUAGCAUGUCGGUGGAGAUCAACGGCAUCUUGUACACAGGAGUUCUGUUUGCUCAGCCGCCAGCCCCCACGCCACCCUCUGCUCCCAACAAAGGUGGAGGUGGCGGCGGCGGCAGCAGCACGGGCGGCCGGGGAGGAAGCAGCGGGACCAGCGGUGGCCAGGCCGGGCCCGCGGGGCUGUCUGCGCCCUCCACAUCUACCUCAAAUAACUCGUUGCCUUAACCGCAUCACUCCCCCCCCCGCCACCCACCCCGGGGCCCACCGGCCUGGGCAGGGGGUCCAGGUGAGCCACACAGGGGCCAGCACGGCCCGAAGAUCCGUGUGGGGAGGGAAGAUAUCCACAGAAGAGCCACAGCUGACGCCAAAAAGAAAAGAAAAAAUAUAUAUAAUACGUAUAUAUAUAAAGAAAAUUUAAUAAAACGGGAAAACCAAGGAACACUCGAAUUUCUCAGGUUUUGGACAUUCAGAGAUGAAUUGUGAGAGCAACAAAGGAAAUGGAUGAGACAGCCAAGAGGCAGACCUUUCCCGGGCGUUCCUGCCGCCCCGUGAACCGAAGGCUCUGGUGUCUGUUGGCCCGACCGCAACGUGGCCGGUCGUGUUUACCUCAUACAUCCCUGCACUGUGUGUUUUCGUUUCCGUCUGCUUUCGUUCUCUAUUUUCUGUUCACCAUGCGCUCACCACUCCCAGGUCCUGUGUCCAGCGAAACCCCUGAGCCAAGAUCACUGAAUUUUUUUUUUUUUUCUUGUUGCUUUGGGGAUUUUCUUUUUUUUUUUUUUCCUGUCUGUAGAGUUUUUAAGAGGUUUAGGGGAUUUUAUUGUGUAAAUAUUCUAUUUUAUUCUUGGGGGGAUCAGACCUUAGGAAAGGAUAUCUAUAUAUCUAUAUAGCUAUAUAUUUGUGUUCCUUCAGGGAAACGGACCUUGAAAACGCAAGGAAGAAAAAAACCAAAAAAAAAA
Messenger RNA from Sapajus apella (tufted capuchin), 1107 nucleotides. Its product is annotated as AT-rich interactive domain-containing protein 3A-like. The coding region runs from base 77 to 376 and encodes 99 amino acids. The transcript is spliced from 2 exons. The record is from RefSeq and is a predicted model, not a curated record. NCBI's taxonomy places the organism in Eukaryota, Metazoa, Chordata, Mammalia, Primates, Cebidae.